AUGCGUGACUCGUCGCGAGCGGCGCACGCGCACGCGCACGCGUACACAUCCCCGCUCGAAACCCUAGAGUCCUCCAUAGCCGUCCUCGGCGGGUGGCAUGGGCAACCCGCGCAGCACUCUGCUUCUUCCUCCUCCGGCGGCGCGGGGACCGCCAUAUGGGACGCGUCGGUCGUCGACGUGCGCGCGUAUCUCGAAGCCGUCGAGCGCCUCUUCGAUCUCAUCGACGCCGCCAACAUGCCCGGCGUGCCGCCCGGGAUGGCCUUCGUGCGCGAGUCGGCGAAGGCGAUGCUGAACAACGUCGUGCCGCGGCUCGAGGAGGGCUUUCUGCACGUGCUGCUCGCUGAGAGCCACCCCGUGCCGCCCGAUCGGGUCAACGAGGCCGCCAAGCGCGUAUCCAAGCCCCCGCGCUCCUCCGCGCCGCUCUCCCCCUCCGCGGCCGCCACCCCCGUCGCGUCCUCUUCCCCCUCCUCCUCCCCCUCGUCCGCGUCCCUCGCGGUCUCCGCGCUCGACCGCGCGCCCUCCUUCCUCCCCGAGCCCGCCGUGUGGCGCCUCCACGCCAUUGCGCGCGUGGCUGCGCGCGCGGGGCUCUCCCCCUCGCUCAGGCGGAACUACCGCACCGUGCGCAAGGCGGUGCUAGAGGAAUCCCUGAAGCAGCUGGCAGCGGGUCGCUUCGACCCUCGGCUGGUGCCGACACUCGACUGGGAUGAGCUGGCAGCGCGGGUGGACCUGUGGAAGGCGUAUGCGCGAAGGGGCGUGCGCGUGCUGCUCGCCGCUGAGAGGAAGCUCUGUGAACGGGUCUUUGACACCGUCGAGGACAGCGAGCAGUGCUUUGCGGAGACGGCAAAGGGCAGCAUGGGGCGGCUGUUUGACUUCGUGGAGGCCUUUGCGGCGGGGCACAAGGCGCCUGAGCGCCUCUUCGCCAUGCUCGACAUCUACGAGACGCUGCAGGAGCUGCAGCCGGAUUUCAACGCGGUUGUGUGCGGCAACGGCGCGUGCCGGAGCGUGCGAAACGAGCUAUCGGUCGUGCUGAGCUACGUGGGCGUGGCAGUGAGAGGCAUUCUCGCUGACUUCGAGCGAAACAUAGAGCAGGAGGACAGCCGGCCCCCUCCCGCCGGCUCCGUGCACGGGCUCACCAGCUACGUUGUCAACUACCUGGGCUUGCUCUUUGAAUACAGUGACACUAUUAAUAAGCUGUAUAGCAGCAGUGGGAACGCGGUGGUGGUGCCGGUGCCGAAGCUGCUUCGGCUGAGGUCGGGACGAGGAGGAGGAGGAGGAGUUUGGGGAGGAGGAGGUGCAGGGGGAGGAGGAGGGGGAGGAGGGCGGAGUGGUGGGGGAGGAUGGGAAGCGGUACUGGGGGGAGCCGCAGGAGGAGUAUCGGGAGGUGGGACGGAAGAUUCGGGGGAUUCUCAAGGUGUUGGAGGCGAAGCUUCUGGGGAAGGCGCUGACGUGAAGGGGUGUGAGCUGCGCAUGCUGGUGGGGGACGACUGGAUCAGGGACCGGGCAGACACAGUGCAGCAGCAGGCAAGCGACCACAUCAGGGUGGCCUGUGUAUUCCUAAAGUCAGACGUCUCUCUUUCAUCCUCUCCUCUCCUCCUGUACUGCGCAGGUGAAGGGGUGAAAGGCUGUGAGCUGCGCAUGCUGGUGGGGGACGACUGGAUCAGGGACCGGGCAGACACGGCACAGCAGCAGGCGAACGAGUACCUGAAAGUGGCGUGGAACCGCGUGGCCGCCCUCAAGGUAAUCCCAAGGGCGCAGCAGCAGGCGAACGAGUACCUGAAAGUGGCGUGGAACCGCGUGGUGGCACCGCUCAGAGAGGUUCCCACCACCUCCUUCCUCAACCCCAAGGGCUCCCUCAAGGUGAGUGCAGCAGCUGCUCAUUGUAAGGUGAGUGCAGGUGCUCAUUGUAAGGUGAGUGCAGGUGCUCAUUGUAAGGUGAGUGCAGCUGCUCAUUGUAAGGUGAGUGCAGGUGCUCAUUGUAAGGUGAGUGCAGGUGCUCAUUGUAAGGUGAGUGCAGUUGCUCGUUGUAAGGUGAGUGCAGGUGCUCAUUGUAAGGUGAGUGCAGGUGCUCAUUGUAAGGUGAGUGCAGGUGGUCAUUGUAAGGUGAGUGCAGGUGCUCAUUGUAAGGUGAGUGCAGGUGCUCAUUGUAAGGUGAGUGCAGCUGCUCGUUGUAAGGUGAGUGCAGGUGCUCAUUGUAAGGUGAGUGCAGGUGCUCAUUGUAAGGUGAGUGCAGCAGGUGCUCAUUGUAAGAUGGACGCCAUGGUGAGGGCGAUUGACUUCUGCCCCGUGAAGCAGAUCUACUUCCCCUUCUCCCCUCACCUCUUCAACCGCACCUUCCCUGCAGCUUCCCCUGACGACUGCCAAGGCCGGCUGCCUAGGAGUGAGGUCGCCUGGGGGGAAGCAGAAGGUGACGAAGGGGGUGGUGGAGGAGGAGGAGAGGGACCGGAGGAAGGGAAGGAGUGGGUUGGCAAUUGCAGUGGACAGGUGGAUCAGUUUGGAAGGUUCAGGGACCCUCGGAUAAUAUCUCUCAAGCACCACUGGUGGUGGGCGAUGAACGCGGUGUGGGGGGGCGUGGCGGAGACGCGGGGGUAUGGAGGGCACGUGGUGUGGGUGGAGGAGGACCAUAUGCUCUUCCCCAACGCCCUGCGCCACCUGCAAGUGCUCCUCCACGCCAAGCACGCGAACUGCCCCCACUGCAUCGCCGCCAACCUCGCGCCCUCCGAUGUGCAUGAGUGGCAGGACAAGCUGGCAGAAUCUGAUGACGUGGCGAUAGAAGAUGGCACGUGGCUCGUUUCUAGUAGACGCGAACCUGCCGGGGCCCUCAACCAGGAGCUGUUCCGAAGUGGAUUCGCGGCGCUGAACGCCGCAUCUCGCGGAGGUUCAACGAUCCGCGCCGCGACGGAAGACCACAAUCGCGCCGACUUGGAAAUGGAGAAAAAUCUGAAGUCCAUGCGGGAUGAGGUGGAGCACAUGGAUUUGAAGACGGAGGAGAAUUACGAUCGCGCGGGAGCUAGACUGCUCGACCUUUUUAACGGAAGGAAGGAACGCGAAGCCCAAUCGUUCUUCGACAUGUGGCGUCGCAUGAACCCGCACGAGCCGUGGCCGCCUUCCUCGCCGCUCUCUCGGCGGCUCGAGGAGUGGAAUCGCCAGCCGGCGAGAGCGCCUUUGACGGCGGGAAACGCGGAGAAGAGCGGCGGCGGGAUGGGGCUGCUGGCGAAGCUACGCGCACAAGUGCGGCGAAGCGCGAAGGGGAAACGGGCUAGCAGUAGCAUUGCUAUUACUGGCAGCAGUAGUGAUAGCAACACUAAUGUUACUGGAACGCGAGGUCCGUGGAAGAAGCGGUUAAGCGACUCAGAUGUGGUGAUGGUGCUGCUGGUGCACAACCGCCCCGCGUACCUGCGACGCACGCUGGAGGCGCUGAGCAAAGUGGAAGGCAUCGAAGACACGCUGCUCAUCGUCAGCCACGACGGGUACUACCCCGAGAUGCACGCGCUGGUGCGCGGAAUCACGUUCUGCGCGGUCAAGCAGCUCUACUUCCCGCUCUCCCCGCACCUCUUCAGCGCCUCCUUCCCCGCCGCCUCCCCCGCCGACUGCCGGGGGAGAGCGCAAGGCGCCUCAGGGGUGCGCGGGGAGGGCGCGCGAGGGGGGGAGUGCACGGGUCAGGCAGACCAAUACGGGUCGUUCAGAGACCCGGGGAGGCUGUCUCUUAAGCACCACUGGUGGUGGGCGAUGAACGCGGUGUGGGGGGGCGUGGAGGAGACGCGGGGGUAUGGAGGGCACGUGGUGUGGGUGGAGGAGGACCAUCUGCUCUUCCCCAACGCCCUGCGCCACCUGCAAGCGCUCCUCCUAGCCAAGCACGCGCGCUGCCCCCACUGCAUCGCCGCCAACCUCGCCCCCUCCGAUGUGCACUCGAUACAGGACGACGAGCCAGGGGAGCUGGCAGCGGAGCGCAUGUGCAAUGUGGGGUAUGCGUUUAACCGCAGCGUGUGGGAGCUCAUUCACGCACAGGCCAAGCCGUUCUGCCUGUACGACGACUACAACUGGGACCUGACCCUCUGGUCCUCCGUGCUGCGCCGCCUGCCCUCCUCCUGGUCGCUGCGCUGGUCCCGCGCCAGCGCGCACCACGUGGGGUCCUGCGGGCUGCACUCCGGGCAGGGGGACUCGCAGGGCAAGAGUAACACUAGUGCAGCUGCUGCUGUGACGGGGAGUGGUGGGGGAGGGAGCGAGACGGAUGGGAAGGAGGGGAAGGAGGGGAAGAGUGUGGGGUGUAGUACAGGAGAGGAAGGGAUAGAGAAGGUGCAGUUGUUGGAUGAGGACCAUUGGAUGAUGGUGAAUGCCUCGGCUCCCAUUGUGGAACGAGAGGAGGAGAAGUGGUGGAUGAUGUUCCAGGGAUGGGGGGGAUGGGGAGAUGGAAGGGACAUCCAGCUGUGCAUGCACAUAGCACACAUUCGGGCGCAUGGUGCACGACCCCGUGGGAUUGCUACAACCUCAGCUCGUCGCUGUGGGGCAGCUCAACUGAUGUGCUGCUCAUGCCCGAUUUUCUUCCUGUAUCACCUCCCACGUAUCCUCCCCUCUCUGUGUUCCCUGCUGCCACCCCCCAUCUCCCCACCGCUUCCCCCUGGUCCCCGCUUCCCCACAACCUGCCCCCUCUCCCUCCCUGUCCCCCGCUCUGUGCAGUCGGGAGCGUGGUGCACGUCCCCCUGGGACUGCUACAACCGCAGCUCGUCGCUGUGGGGCAGCUCCAAGCACUUCCCUGACGUGCUGCCCACACCCGGCAUUCUCAGCGCCCAGGGCGAUGUCAACCCGGACCUGUACGACUGGAAUCUGGUCAUCUUCCCUUACUGCGAUGGGGCGUCCUUCUCUGGUGACAGGCAGGACCCUCUGGUCUUUGAGGGAGUGCCGCUCUUCUCUCGCGGGCGGCCCAUCCUCGACUUCCUCCUCGCACACCUCACAGCAAGAUUCCACAUGGGCACUGCACAGCGGGUGCUUAUAUCGGGGUGUUCAGCGGGCGCCCUGGUGGUGUACCUACACUGCGACUACAUCCGCCACGCUCACAUGCCCCCCUCUGCAUCCGUGCAGUGCCUUGCAGACUCGGGCCUCUUCCUUGACAUUCCAGACAUCAGUGGCGGCAGGGCGGCUCAGACGCUCUUCCGAUCCGUGCUCACCAUCCAUAAUGUGACUGGAAGUCUUCCCGCUUCCUGCGUCUCCUCUCGUCCACCUGAAGACCACUAUCAGUGUUUCAUGUCAGCACAGCUACUGCCCCUCCUCAAGACGCCCACGUUCAUCAUCAACAGCAACUACGACCUCUGGCUCUUGCGGCAUGCGCUCGCCCCACCAGAGGCAGACCCGUCAGGUGAACUCAUCGCCAGCUGCUUGAGGAAGCUGCACACAUGCAACCAAUCACAGCUCGCCACCUUGCAAGGCGUGCGGGACACAGUCACAGCAACUGUGGCACCCCUCCUGCCACCCGCGGCAGCCGGCGGGGGAGGGGAGCAGUUGGGUGUGCAGCAGCAGCACGGGGUGUUUCUGUUCUCGUGCCUGACCCACUGCACGAGCCACUACGAGGACCACUGGCUGCGACUCACCGUGCUCAACCAGACGCUGAUGCAUGCUGUGGGCAAGUGGCUGCGAACUGUGGACGCUACCACAGAUGCACAGAGCACCAGCAGCACGCACGGUGGCGUAGAUGGGUUUGAGGCGGCGCUGAUAGACUGCCCGUACCCGUGCAACUCGUGCAACGUGCGGAGGGGCCCAGAGCAAGGGCAGGCAGGGGUAGCACAAAAGCAGGUGGAAGCAAGUCAAGGGCAGGAGGGGCCCAGGCAAGGGCAGGCAGGGGUAGCACAAAAGCAGGCUGUUCAAGGGCAAGCAUUUCAAGCGCAGGUCAACACAGGUGGUGCUCAGGGGCAGGUCAAGACAGAUGCCCCACAAGGGCAGGUGGGAGCACAGGCAGGGCAGGUGCAGGUGACAGAGGUGGUGCAGAGGGAUGGGGGUGUGCAGGUGAAGACAGCGCAGGCUGGACUGGUGAAGCCAGAAACAGGUGGAGUUCAAACUACUGUGUGA
This is a messenger RNA of Closterium sp. Naga37s-1, 6057 nucleotides long. NCBI's taxonomy places the organism in Eukaryota, Viridiplantae, Streptophyta, Zygnematophyceae, Desmidiales, Closteriaceae. The record is from the annotation of a GenBank genome assembly.